AUGGUGCAAAUUUCCACCUUGAGUACUUGUCUAUUCUAUUGGUUUGCUUUUUCUAUCCUUGUUGUUGCUUCUGUCUUGUGCUUUGGCUCUUGCAGUACCUAUGCCAUAACUGAGAAUGAGACUGACCGACUAGCCUUGCUUGAAUUCAAGGCCAAAAUAAGCCAUGAUCCUUUCAUGGUUUUCAGCUCAUGGAAUGCAACCACCCACUUUUGCCUCUGGUAUGGUGUUACAUGCGGUCAUCGACCCCAGAGGGUCAUUGAGUUGCGCCUACCAUCUCUGAAGCUCGUGGGCUCUAUAUCUCCUUUCAUUGGAAAUAUGAGCUUUCUAAGGAUUCUACUUCUCCAAAACAAUAGCUUCGGACAUGAAAUCCCUCCACAAAUAGGUCUUUUGCAUCAACUGAAGAUAUUAUUUUUGAAUAACAAUUCGAUGGUGGGCAGAAUUCCUCUCAAUUUAUCCAAUUGCUCUAACAUCGAACGCAUCGGACUUUCUUAUAACCAAUUUGUUGGAGAUAUUCCUACUGAGUUUACCCUCUUGUCAAAGCUUCGAAGAUUUUACGCAGACAACAACAGACUAACAGGAGGUAUUCCUCCAUCUCUUGGGAACUUAUCUUCACUUGAAGAACUUUAUGUAUCAUCUAAUAAUUUAGGUGGGAGUAUUCCAAAUGCACUAGGCCAACUCAGAAAUCUUACAGAUUUUGCACUUUAUGACAAUAAGCUUUCAGGUACCAUCCCUCCAUCAAUCUUCAAUCUCUCUUCCAUUAGACUUUUUCAUGUAGGAGAUAAUCAAUUGCGAGGGACUCUUCAGUUGGAGUUGGGCAUAACUACUCUUCCUUAUCUUCUAGACUUCUCCAUUGCCUAUAACCAAUUUACUGGUUCCAUUCCUCCUUCAAUAUCCAAUGCUUCAAAUUUGGAGGUACUUCAAAUUGCAUCAAACAAAUUUACUGGAAAUGUGCCUUCUUUGGAAAUGCUACAUAGGCUAAAAAUAUUUACUGCUUUUGAAAACAACUUGGGAAGUGGAGAAGCUGAUGACUUGAGUUUUAUCUGCUCUUUGACCAAUGCCACCAUGUUAGAGGUUUUGGCAAUAAAUAUCAACAGUUUUGGUGGUAUCUUACCCGAAUGCAUUGGUAACUUGUCAUUGACCCUAAGAAUGUUUUCAAUAUCUCCCAAUGAAAUAGCCGGAAUGAUUCCGAGUGGAAUCUUGAAUCUUAUCAACUUAGAAUUAUUAAACUUGAGUGGGACCAAAGUGUCAGGUAGCAUUCCAGCUGCUAUCGGUAGGCUUCAUAGGUUAAAGCAUCUGGAUCUAUCGCAAAACAAUCUCUCCGGCAGCAUCCCACACUCUCUUGGAAAUUUAACUUUGUUACUUAAACUUAAUUUAGCUAGAAAUAACCUUGGCGGAAGCAUCCCAUCAAGUCUAGGUAAUUGCAAAUCUUUGAUUGGACUAGAUUUUUCUGGUAACAAUCUCUAUGGUUCAUACCCACAGGUCUUUGGUCUCUCAUCUCUAUCAAUUGGCCUAGGCUUGUCCCAGAAUCAUCUUACGGGUCCACUUCCCAGGGAAGUUGGAAAUCUUAAGAAUAUAGGUAAAUUAUUUAUCUCAAGGAACAUGUUAUCUGGUGAAAUUCCUAGCAGUCUUGGCAGUUGCACUAUGCUAGAGUUUCUACAGAUGAGCGGAAACUUCUUCCAAGGAACUGUUCCGCCAAGUUUUAGCUCUUUGAGAGGACUUCAAGAAUUAGACCUUUCUCGGAGCAAUUUAUCAGGAAAAAUCCCUGAAUUUCUUGCGGAUUUGAAGUCCUUGCAGUUUUUAGAUAUAUCAUACAACAAUUUUGAGGGGCCAGUGCCAACAGAUGGGGUUUUCAAGAAUUUAAGUUCAGUUUUAGUUGUAGGGAACGAUCAACUAUGUGGGGGAAUCCCUGAGAUCCACUUGCCUAAAUGCAACUUCAAAGAGCCUGGGAAUACAAAAUUGACCUCAACCUGGAAGUUAAUAAUAUCUACAGUUUUGGGGCUACUAGGAGUAACUUCGGUUCUGUACCUUUUGCAUGUUUCUUGGUUGAGAAAGAAACGAAAAGUGUCAAUAUCAAGUUCUUCAGGAAAUUUGCUUUUGAAUAUAUCUUACCAAAGUCUCCUAAAAGCCACUGAUAGAUUCUCUUCAGCAAAUUUGGUUGGUGUGGGUGGUUUUGGAUCAAUCUAUAAAGGAAUUCUUGAUGAGGGUGGAACUAUAAUUGCUGUCAAGGUCCUCGACCUUUUGCGCCAUGGAGCCUCCAGAAGCUUUCUUGUUGAGUGUGAAGCCUUGAGAAACAUCAGACAUCGAAAUAUUGUAAAGAUUCUUACAGUUUGUUCAAGUGUUGAUUAUUGUGGUAAUGAUUUCAAGGCUCUAGUUUAUGAGUUCAUGGUCAAUGGAAGCCUUGAAGAAUGGUUGCAUCCGACUGCUACAAAACAUGAAGUGCAUCAGGACCAAAGAAAUCUAGAUCUUUUCAGGAGGUUGGAUAUCGCCAUUGAUGUUGCGAGUGCAUUGGAAUAUCUACAUUAUCAAUGCCGGACACAAAUAAUUCAUUGUGACCUAAAGCCAAGCAAUGUUCUUGACAAUGAAAUGAUUGGACACGUGAGUGAUUUUGGGAUAGCAAUAGUAUCUCCUCGAAGCAACCAUAGCUCUUCUACCACUCACUCCAGCACUAUUGGAUUAAGGGGAACCAUUGGUUAUGCUGCUCCUGAGUACGGUAUGGGAAAUGAGGUGUCAAUCCAUGGUGAUAUGUACAGUUAUGGUAUCCUUCUAUUAGAAAUGUUCACAGGAAAGAGACCCAUUGAUGACAUUUUUCAGGGCACUCUAAACCUACAUUCCUUUGUCAAGACAGCCUUGCCUCAAGGAGUAAUAGAGAUUGCGGAUCCAAUUCUCUUUCAAGAAAGGGAAGAAGAGACAACUACUGAAAAUAGCCAAAAUUACAACAUUAGAAGAAGAAACAAAAUUCAAGAGUACCUAGUUUUGAUUUUUCAGAUUGGAGUUGCAUGUUCUGUUGAACAGCCAGAAGAACGAAUGAACAUGAGAGAUGUUGUAGUCGAGCUUAAUUUAAUAAAAGAAAAGCUUCUUCAGAGUGGAACACAGAUCAAAAGUAGAGGCAAGCAGACAAUAGAUGGACCAUAA
This is a messenger RNA of Juglans microcarpa x Juglans regia, 3132 nucleotides long. Its product is annotated as probable LRR receptor-like serine/threonine-protein kinase At3g47570. The record is from RefSeq and is a predicted model, not a curated record. NCBI's taxonomy places the organism in Eukaryota, Viridiplantae, Streptophyta, Magnoliopsida, Fagales, Juglandaceae. Gene Ontology annotation, molecular function: ATP binding; protein binding; protein kinase activity. Gene Ontology annotation, biological process: protein phosphorylation.